UGUGCUCAUCCCCCGUUCCUCUCCCGCCAGGAUGACCGAUUGGGAAGCCGCACCCGCUGUCGCCGAGACCCCGGAGAUCAAGCUGUUCGGGAAGUGGAGCACGGACGACGUGCAGAUCAACGACAUCUCCCUGCAGGUAUUCCCGGCCCGGCUCGGGCGAGCUCCUGGCUCCUUUCUCUCAGUCUGCUUUGGUCAGAACCCACUCCAGGUUCUGGUCAACGCGAUCAUCAACAGUGGUCCCAGGGAAGACUCCACCCGUAUCGGCAGAGCUGGAACUGUGAGAAGACAGGCUGUUGAUGUGUCCCCCCUGCGCCGGGUCAACCAGGUCAGGACCACCAUGAGCAAAAGUGUCCAGUCAGGGUGUCUGUGUGAACCCCUCUCUCUCUCAGUGCAGUGUUCAUGUACUGGAGUGUCCAGUCAGACAUAG
Molecule: messenger RNA, 427 nt
Organism: Lepisosteus oculatus (spotted gar)
Lineage: Eukaryota; Metazoa; Chordata; Actinopteri; Semionotiformes; Lepisosteidae
Source: RefSeq, a predicted model, not a curated record